This is a messenger RNA of Megalops cyprinoides (Indo-Pacific tarpon), 3170 nucleotides long. RefSeq names its product signal transducer and activator of transcription 1-alpha/beta-like. The record is from RefSeq and is a predicted model, not a curated record. Gene Ontology annotation, biological process: type I interferon-mediated signaling pathway; defense response; regulation of cell population proliferation. The transcript has 24 exons. Gene Ontology annotation, molecular function: DNA-binding transcription factor activity, RNA polymerase II-specific; RNA polymerase II cis-regulatory region sequence-specific DNA binding. NCBI's taxonomy places the organism in Eukaryota, Metazoa, Chordata, Actinopteri, Elopiformes, Megalopidae. The coding region runs from base 112 to 2358 and encodes 748 amino acids.
GUGGCGGACGGACUCGGGUGGAAGCGCUCUGGGCCCCGGACAGAACUCGCCACAGCGUCCGCCGUCGAGGCCGUUUCACAGCUGCGGUCCGGUCGCGGUUAUUGAAGGAAGAUGGCCCAGUGGUACCAGCUGCAGCAGUUGGAGUCCAAAUACUUGGAGCAAGUGGAUCAGCUGUAUGAUGACACAUUUCCCAUGGAGAUCCGUCAGUACCUCAGCCAGUGGAUCGAGAGUCAUGACUGGGAACUUGUGGCCAGUAAUGUUUCCCUUGCGACGGUGCGGUUCCAUGACCUCCUGGCCCAGCUGGACGACCAGUACAGCCGCUUUGCCCUGGAGAACAAUUUCCUGCUGCAGCACAACAUUCGCAAGAUCAAACGCAACUUACAGGACCACUUUCAGGAGGAUCCGAUGCACAUGGCCAUGAUCAUCUGCGGCUGCCUGAAGGAAGAGCAGAAGAUUCUGGCCAAUGCAAAGAAAACAGAGGACAACGUCGGCAGCACACAGAGCAGCACGGUGGUGGAGAAGCAGAAGGAGCUGGAUAAUAAAGUCAAAGACAUUAAGAACAGAGUGCAGGAAACAGAACAAAAGAUAAAAUCACUGGAAGAUCUCCAAGAUGAGCAUGACUUCAAGUACAAAUCUCUACAGAGCCGAGAACACGAAGCAAAUGGGACCACCCAGAAGGAGAUCAAACGCGAGGAGAUGCUCAUUCGGGAGAUGUUCAUCAAGCUCAACAUACAGAGAGAGGACGUGGUGCGGCAGAUGGCGGACGUGCUGAACAUGGCGGAGCAGAUCCAGUAUGCGCUGAUCACGGAGGAGCUGCCGGAGUGGAAGCGGCGUCAGCAGAUCGCCUGCAUCGGGGGCCCACCCAACGCCUGCCUGGACCAGCUUCAGACCUGGUUCACAGUGGUGGCGGAGAGUCUGCAGCAGGUGCGGCAGCAGCUGAAGAAGCUGCAGGAGUUGGAGCAGAAGUACACCUACGAGAACGACCCCAUCACACAGAAGAAGAACUUCCUGGAGGAUCGUGCACUUUCGCUUUUCCGGCACCUCGUCAUCAACUCCAUUGUGGUGGAGAGGCAGCCCUGUAUGCCAACACAUCCACAGAGACCCCUGGUGCUGAAGACAGGGGUGCAGUUCACUGUCAAACUCCGACUGCUGGUUAAACUCCAGGAAUUCAACUACCAGCUCAGGGUCAAAGCCUCUUUUGAUAAGGAUGUUCCUGAAAAGAACACACUGAAAGGUUUCCGUAAAUUCAACAUCCUGGGCACCAAUACAAAAGUCAUGAACAUGGAAGAGUCCAAUGGGAGCUUAGCAGCAGAGUUCCGCCAUCUGCAGCUGAAAGAACAGAAAGCAGCAGGCAACCGAACCAAUGAGGGCCCACUCAUUGUGACAGAGGAGCUGCACUCUAUCAGCUUUGAGACACAGCUCUGUCAGCCAGGACUUGUCAUCGACCUAGAGACCAGCUCACUCCCCCUGGUGGUCAUCUCCAAUGUCAGCCAGCUGCCCAGCGGCUGGGCCUCCAUCCUGUGGUACAACAUGCUGAGCAGUGAGCCCAAGAAUCUGUCGUUUUUCCUGAGCCCCCCCCAGGCUCGCUGGAGCCAGCUGUCGGAGGUGCUGAGCUGGCAGUUCUCCUCUGUCACCAAGCGGGGACUGAACGCAGAACAGCUGAGCAUGCUGGGAGACAAGCUCCUGGGUCGUGAGGCGGCUGGAAACCCUGAUGGUCUCAUCCCCUGGACCAAGUUUUGUAAGAACGUCAACGAGAAGAACUUCCCCUUCUGGCUGUGGAUAGAAGCCAUUCUGGAGCUCAUCAAGAGGCACCUGCUGGCCCUGUGGAAUGAUGGGUGCAUCAUGGGAUUUGUCAGUAAGGACCGCGAGCGGGCUCUGCUGAAGGACAAGAGUCCCGGAACCUUCCUACUGCGUUUCAGCGAGAGCAGCCGAGAAGGGGCCAUCACCUUCACCUGGGUGGAGCGCUCAGCCAAUGAUGAGCCCAUGUUCCAUGCCGUGGAGCCAUACACUAAGAAGGAGCUGACCGCUGUGUCCUUCCCCGACAUCAUCCGCAACUACAAGGUCAUGGCUGCUGAGAACAUUCCGGAAAACCCCCUGCGCUUCCUGUACCCAAACAUCCCCAAGGACAGUGCCUUUGGGAAGUACUACAGCCGGCCCGCAGAGCCCUCUGAGCCCAUGGAUGUGGAGAGUCCCAGCGGCCCUGGCUACAUAAAGACAGAGCUCAUCUCUGUGUCAGAAGUUCAUCCUUCCAGACUCCAGGACACCAUGUUGCCUUUGUCCCCCGAGGAUUUCGGAGCGCUCACAUGUUUCAUUAAUCCCGCGGAAAUCGACAAUGUGAUGUGUACGUUCCCAAACUAGCCAAAUUGCCCCAGACUGGGCCGAGAUUUGACCUAGAGGACCUGGAAAAUUUCCCAUCACUGAUAUCAAAGGAAUGAGUUUCACAGCUUUGUACCUGGAUUUUAUUCAGUUCAAGCACUUCCCUUGUCUGUGAUGUUCUGUAACGCUCUGUGAACUCACAUUCAUUACUGUACAGGUGGGGAAACUGCAGUGCACAUGUUCACUCGCCUAUUUAAGAAAAUGUGCAUUAUUUCUUUUAAAUACAUGAUUUUAAAUGUUUGAUGCAAUCUUUGUGUAUAGUAUGUUUGGAUGUGCUUCUUAUUUCUUUGAAGAAUAUGGCAUUGAUGUGUGUGGUUCUGUUGUACUGUAGACAGUGAACACAGAGUGUGACCAGAUGGACAAACCUCAUGUUCUUAUCUAAAAGAAACUUUCUUUAGCGCCUUAACAGCUGUGUUUAUGUGACACUGAACUAUAUCUCCAUGGCUUGUCCCAGUGCAUUCUGGGAAAUGUUGCAAUGAGAAUGCCCACAUUUUCAACACCUGGGGUUCUGGUGUCAUUCAACCUGUCAAUAAAGCAAUCAGACUCAACAAAACAGUCUGUGCAUACGUUUAUACAGAGCAUACUGGGGAAAACGGCAGCAGUUCUUAAGAUCAUCUCUCACAAGUUGGCCAUUCAUUUUCAGUUGUAUUUCUGAAUCGUUGUGACUGUAGAGGACUUGUUUUUGUAAACGUCAGAUGGAAAUGGACGGUGCUUUGGAAUCCCUGUACUAAAUGGAAUAAUAAAAACAGAAAGUGUUCAUAGUGAAGAAGAAACACAGGCCUCACACACACACA